UUCAGUUUUGUUAACGUCGUCGUCCGCGCUGCCUCGUCUAGAAAGAGAGAGAAAGCCAAAUCGAAAAACACCGCUAGCCGCAGUUAGUACGCAAUUUUUUGUUGUUUUUCAAGUUCACCUUAAUAGCUGAUUCUAUAGUGCGUGCAUUAAUUUAUGUCUGUUUAUGACAACGUGCAAUUUGUCGAGCAACAAACACAGCUCUCAUGUACAUAAGUACAUAUGUAUGUAUGUGAGGAGCAAAAGAAAGCUACGAAUGGAAUUGAAAGUGCAAAGUGCGAGGAGUGAGAUUCGUCACGUACAUUGGGGUCCUGACUAACAUAACCUAUCCUGCGAAGCAACUUUAAACAACCUUUUGUAUCGUACAACAAACAAAGCUGCGCUUUAAAUAAUACCCAGCAGUUACCAUUAAAGAAUGAACUUCCAAUCAGAUAUUGGAUCCAGGCCAUGUUCUUCGCGAAUUUAACACUUGAGCCGCUGCUAUUAUUUUGAACACAGCUGUACGCGCUUGCCACUUACAAAACAGUUGCUACAUUGUUAUCUUUGUAAAAUGAACGGAAAACUUGCCAUUUUGCAGCGCACAAAUCGCACGCCAUUUUUUUUUUUUAGCAUGCUCUACGCAUAUUACGAAAUUCGAUCGAAAUUUUAAAGCAAACGGCGAGUUUAAGAAAUUAGGACACCUUUAGACAGGAAACCAAAAGCGGAAGUCGGUGAAGGAGGAAGAAGAGGAUAACGAGUGAGAGUGAGAGAGAGAGAGACACUAACGAAGCCACGCCCACGACAUGAGCAGCAUGAAGGGCAGCUUCGCCACACUGAACCGCUGGUUUGGCCGAAAAAAGGACAAAUCCGGCACUGGCAACUCCUCCAUGGGCAAGUUGUCCAAGUCGUCGACACAGCUCCACCAUUUGUCCACGGACACGGACAUCAACGAGACUAGUCAAUUGGAGUACAACCGGAUAACCCCGGUGCCCGCGGCAACCAGCAAUGCGCCCUUUGAACAGACCUUCCGCAUCACCGUUCUGCUGCCGAAGGAUCAGCUCUUCGUGGCCCGAUUGGGAGCCAGAGUUCCACUGAGUAAGCUCUUGUCCCUCGUCUGCGACAACAAGCAACUGGAUGCGGACAAGUACGAGUUUCGCAGUCCAGUGGAUGCUAGUCAGGUGUACAGCUGCGAAUCAACGAUCGGAACAGUGGGUCUCUCAGAGAUCCGACUGUGCCACAAGUCGGAGUCCUAUGACAACUUCAAUCCGGACGUAAUGCACAAAUUCCAGCGCACCGGUGUCGCUCGAGACUCGUUGAGCAGCAGCUCGGACUUCAGUAGCAGCCGGCACUCAAAGGUCACGGCCAAAACGCCGAGUCCGUACAGUUCCAGCAACUCACUGAACUCCAUGGACUCCACGGGAAUGAACUACACUCGUACCCCGGUGGUGGUGCCACCAGCAAAGGUACUAGCACCGCCACCCCGCAAAAAGCGAACCGCUCCUCGGCCGCCAAGCCAGGUUUGCAUUCCAGAGCAGUCUGUUCCGGAUAUUCCAGCUGCUAACUCGAAAAGCGAACCCGCUUAUGCGGUAAUUGUCAAGCGCCCCCAGCUCUGCAUGUCCACGCCCAACCUCUCCGGUCCCUUGGAGUUGGACUGCAAUGGUAACGGCUCAAAGUCGCCGGAUGAAGACUCAACGGAUGGCCAUUAUGCUACACUGGAUCUGAAACCUCCGAUUGCUGGCGGUCCGGAGCCAACGCCUCGAAAGCGAUUGCUGCAGAUCAAAAAGAAAACGGCACCGGCUCCACCGCCGGACUUUCAAAGUGGGGGAGACAAUAUAUCACUGGCCUCACUACCGGAACCGGUCACACCUACCCCGAAUAUUCCGCAACCAGCGCCUAGGAUAACCACUCCCUUGCCCAUUGCCCCGACAGCCAAUCCUCCACUUGCCCAAGUAAAUGGCAAUGGCAACGGAUCACCGAAUGGAAACGUGUCCAAAGUCCUUCUGAAUAGAACGCCCACUCCGGAGCCCCGAUCCCUGGGCAGUGCCACAGAGGAUGAUGACAACGAUACGGCAUCAAAGCAAGCGGAUUCGGGAAUCGGAGAGCCAGCGCCAUCGCCAUCCGUCUCUCCCGAACCAGAGGCGGAGAAAUCGCAGCAGGAAUCGAGUUCCGAGGACGAUGAGGCAAUCAAGGUGUACAAUUUCAAGCUGUGCCAGACAUCCAAGAAACCUGAACCAUCGGCAGCCACUUUGGCGGAAUUGACAGCUCUGACAGCGCAGGAUAUCGAGGAGGAGGACAAUCACGUGGAUCAGCCAGCGAGCAUAACAAAUGGAAAUCUGGCCACUCCCAGUAGCGAAACAUCGCUCACGUCGUGGAACUACUUGGAUCCCAUCUCUCCCCCUCCCGACUUCUCCGAUCAGCAAAUGCAGAAACGCAAUGCUGGUUCGUUAAGUCCUGGCUCGCCGCUAGACGAGAUCGUGGAUGAACUGGCCACUAUAAUCAACCAACAGCGUCUGGAUACGUUGAUAAAGAAACAACCCGAUCCCCAAAUGGUUGAAAUCGAAUCGGCCAAACCAAAUCGAUUGGCUAACUUCAGCAUAACUACGGCGAAAAGUACGACGAGGAUUGGACGAGCUGACUCCUUUCAGGCAGGCGCCUCAGGCGGAGGGACAGAGGUAGCCUCAUCCGGAAGAGCUCUAAGUCAUCGCAGCUCUUCUCACGUCUCCCUAAACAAGCUGGAGCAGAAUGGCAUUGGUUUGGGUCAGAGACGCUCGUCUAGUGAGUUGAGCAUUGGUGAAUCACCAUCAUUGCAAAGUCCAGAGGUUAUCAAGACCAUUCUGAACUCUAGAAAGAACAGUCUGGCCGAAAGUGGAGGCAGUGCAUCUACUCCUGUUACAGAGCAACCAAAGAUCAUUAAGCAGCUGGAGAGCCUGGCCAAAGAACAAUCAUCAGUGGAUGGAGUAAAAGACAUCAGUUCCUCUCGUUCUGAAGCUUCGCAACAGUCACCUACGCCUGUCCCGAAAAAGUCGAAUCCUGGAGUUGAGAAACCUACAUCUCCGACUUUCAGAGCUGUGCAGGAACCUUAUCCGUCUUCUCCUGCACUGCAGAAGUCAUCUCCUGCCGUACAAGAGCAGAGAACUUCUCCAGUUGAAAGGCCAUCGUUACCUCCAGCUGUGAAAUCUGUCGAGGAGCAAGCUGUUUCGUUGCAUCAAAAGGAGAUAGUUGUACAGAAAGAAUCGCCGCCACUUGAGUCCAUGAAGGAGUCAUUUGUUAUUGUGUCAAAGAUGUCUCCGCCAGCUGUCAAGAAGGUCCCAGAUCCAUUCCCAAAAGUUGAAGCAGUCAAGGAGGAAUCAUCAGGCAAUGAGAGCUCCCAAUCCACGAUAACUCCUCCAAAUACCCCAGCCACUCCAGUCAGUCCGGUUAAUUUACGAAACCCCAAUAACACAAUGGCGGAAAUUGAACAAAGCCAGCGGGAUGAACCAGCUCCGAGCUCCAAGCCUCUGCCAACCACAUAUCGGUAUUCCGGACCACCGAGCAUUAAUUUCGCCACCUGGAGCGAGCGACCCAAAUCCACUGUGGCCAUUAAGAACGAAGGCGACUAUAUCUUUGGCGGGGCAGGGAAGUCGCAACAGUUGACUUCACCGCCUUCCAAGCUCACCAUCGGAGUGGCUUCACCCAUUUUGAGGAUGGGUAUUCCGCAGGGAAAGGAGUAUCAUGUUCCCAUUACGGUUAAGCCACUAAAGGAUGAGAUUUUGGAAAAUCAACAGCAGGAAAAGAAGGAGAAGCCGGAGGUCCAGGAGCUAAAGGAUCAAGAAAUCGAAAAGGAAAGUGUUUCAGUUAAAGUAAAGCCUAAAACGCCGGUGAAGCCGGUACAAAAACGUAUAGAAAAACCACUGGAUCAGGACCAAAACUCCCUUCAAAACCAUUCCUCUACAUUGCCGCGUCCAGCCAAAAGCAAUCGAUUCACUCUACCCGCUGCCCAAAACAACCAAAUGGUCUCCCACUUGACCAUGAACUCCCUUCCACGCCCUGUUUCCAGUUUGGAGAGGAACAGACCAGUGGAAGCCAAUCCUGCACCAGCGCCCUUUGGCCAGAGUACUCUACGCCGCACAGGCUUCAAGGAACGUAUGUUGGCCAAGGAGCAGCAGGAACAGGAGCAGGCCUUGAGAAUAAGGGUGUCCGUGAACGAAAGCAUUCCUUCUUCAGCUACCGCGCCCAAGUCCCCGCCAGAAAGCAAACCAGCACCGCCGUCAAUAAGUGGCUACGUCGCUCUGAAGUCCACCAAAGUGGAGGUAAAGCUCCAGGAGCCAGAAACUAAGCCGGUGAGCCUGCAGGUCAAACUCAAGCCCACUGUCCAGCCAGCGACCACACCCUCCCCUCCGCCGCCGCCUCCGGCACUGCAGCCCGUGAAAACCAACGGCGGACGCAGUGGUCCCACCGCGCCUGAUCCGCGCUCCCAACUGUUGGACGCGAUACGGAACUUCAAACGCGAGGACCUCAACCGAUCCUAAGUUUUUGAAAGUGAACUGAGGAGAGUCGGGCAAAAAUUAUUGAAGCAGCGCACAAGUUAUAUAUUUUUUAAACCGUUAACAAUACAUUUUGUGUUGAGUUUGUAUAUAAUUUCGAUAAAGCCAAGAUUUAGUAAAACUUAUUUUCACCUCAUCCCCGUGCUUUUAAAGUGCCCCCCCCCCCCACAUUUUUUUAACUAAUCUUAGUUUUUGUUAUGAACUAUGUAGUUUUUUAAAAGUUUGUUUUAGUCAUUAGGUCACAAGAGAACCCAAAAAAUUAACAAGAAAACGAAAAGCGCAAAAUUUAUCUAUAUAAAUAUAUAUCUAUAUAUAUAUAUGUAUGUUAUUAUGCCGAUAUAAUAUUUCUUACGUCAUAGUGAAAUAUAGUAACCAAUUUUCUAACCAAUGGGACUGGUCUACUUAGUCGUGUCAAAUAAAUAAAAGCAAACGGUAGCGAAACAAACUAGCCCAAUACCGAGAGUUACUAAUGCUAAUAAAUUAUUUUUAAACAACUGCAGUUAAUGCGCUGAUGUGUAUAUAUAUAUAUGGCAUUGUAUUAAACUGAAUAAAAUAAAAAAAUAAAAACAG
Drosophila melanogaster (fruit fly) is the source of this 5069-nucleotide messenger RNA. RefSeq lists its product as uncharacterized. The transcript is spliced from 4 exons. Bases 780 to 4484 code for a protein of 1234 amino acids. The record is from RefSeq and is marked reviewed. NCBI's taxonomy places the organism in Eukaryota, Metazoa, Arthropoda, Insecta, Diptera, Drosophilidae.